AAUUUAUUCCACGUUAACUGGUCUUAUCUUAUUCUCGAUGAUCAAAAUAUUCAUUAAACAAUAACUCACAAAUUUCAAUCAAUGAUAAUGAUCCAGUCAAUUGUAUGUCGCAAUUGCAGAAUAUUCAACAUAUUUGUCCAAAAGAGUUCCUUGCCUUUUUAUUUACUGUCACACGGCCUGAGCCACAUAAAUUGAUAUUAGCCAACGUUGCAAAGCUUUACCACAGCAACAAACGAGCGAUUUCCGCCCCGUCAUCAACUCCAUCUACAGUAUGCGUCAUAGUUUCUGCUCAUCAUCACCAAAAAGAUCCCACCAAAAUAUUCUACAACAAGACAUUUGAAUAGUUCAAACACUUUACUUUCCUCAAAUUGACAAUUAUCUCACUAUUCCAACGCUAGUGUAGCCGUAAGAGAAAAGUUGUGAAACGGCUGAUUCUGGUUCUCGGUGGUUCUUUUGCUCGCCAUAAAAAGUGUGUAUCUAUCGUACGUACCAACUUCCAAGCGUAAACAUCGUGUCGUGAUUAUGAAUCCGCUGUUUAAUAGAACAGACACAAACAAGACAAAGGUUAUCAUGUUGAAGGCGUUGUCUGUCUACCAGUCUCUUGCGUUCCAUAAUCCUAGUCUUUUGACUUCGAACGACGUUGUAAAAUUUGGCCAUUUCGGGGGAGAGCUUUUGGUCCGCCAUCUGAGGGUCCACAAAUAUUCAAACAGCCGGAGCUGCAUAACUUUUGCACGUGUCAAGAGCUGCCAUUACUGCUCUCAGAAGCUUGAAAAUACCAACUUUUAACUUUUAAUUCGUCGUGUUUAAACCUUGAAAACGAGCAGAAUUCAAAACGUUAAAUAAUCUCACAAGUUCUGUUCAAAGACACACGUCCAGCAAGCGUAUUUGUCCAGCUGGUCUAUCACUCAGCAUAGCAUCGUCACGAAAGAGGCCUUAAUGGCUUGUUGUCCUAAUCUUUUGAGAAAAAUCAUACUGUAUGAAAUCUCUACAGUAUUCUACUGUACUCUCGUGGCGGUAUCGGCUAAUUCAUUAGCACGCUCAAUCAUAAAGAUAAUGAGAUGUAGAGGCGCCGUCCUGAUAAUCUCGAGCACUCGUUGACGUUAAAUCGCAAGACUGUGAGGUCCUAAAGUCUCUGCUGUCUCUCUUGAUUGAGAAAACGGGACGACAAACAAGUCUUUUCGUUCAAAUGAACUUCUUUAUGCAGAAACUGGGCCGUGUGUGUGCUUCGUUGCGAGACAUCCGGCGGCCCGGCUUAAACAUCUCUACUGAAUCCUUGUGCUACACACACAACCAGCACCGAAGUUCUACUACCGUAUGUUUUUGGUCUUACCAGUGAGCCAAGUUUAAAACAGCGUCACCGAAUCCCCCAUCACCAAGCCAAACAAGAUCAAAGCUUUGUAGCCUAACGUUCGUUACAGCAGACAACAAGCUCGUCUUGGCUUUGGAGCUUUUGCAUUUCCGAUUUUUCUCGGUCUAAGCAACUUUGCUUACCAC
This is a messenger RNA of Plasmopara halstedii, 1494 nucleotides long. RefSeq lists its product as uncharacterized. Bases 105 to 344 code for a protein of 79 amino acids. The record is from RefSeq and is a predicted model, not a curated record. The transcript has a single exon. NCBI's taxonomy places the organism in Eukaryota, Oomycota, Peronosporomycetes, Peronosporales, Peronosporaceae.